Ramularia collo-cygni is the source of this 900-nucleotide messenger RNA. RefSeq lists its product as uncharacterized. The record is from RefSeq and is a predicted model, not a curated record. NCBI's taxonomy places the organism in Eukaryota, Fungi, Ascomycota, Dothideomycetes, Mycosphaerellales, Mycosphaerellaceae. The coding region runs from base 1 to 900 and encodes 299 amino acids. Gene Ontology annotation, molecular function: oxidoreductase activity. The transcript has 4 exons.
AUGACAAUUCAGAAAGUUGCCCUGCUUGGAGCGGAGGGCAACCUAGGGCCGUCCAUUCUGGCGGCACUCACCUCACAUGGUUUUGAUGUCACGGUACUAAAGCGCCAAUCCUCCAAGUCGGGCAAGAAAUACCCCAAACAAGUGACUGUGCCUGAUGGCUUCGCCGUCAAAGAUCUUGUGGGGCCUCUACAAGGCCACGACGCUGCUAUUAUUGCUAUUCGGAGCGAAGAUACAGAUCUUCAGAUCCGCUUCGCGGAUGCGUGUGUGCAAGCUGGAGUCACGAGAUUGAUCCCCGCUGAUUUUGGCUCGGUUGAUUCUUCUUCGCCUUUAACGCAGGAAUUGGUGCCUCUCUAUAAACAAAAAACCUUUGUGCGAGAACACCUCAUCAAACUCUCCCAACAAAACCCCACCUUCACCUGGACAAGUCUAGUCUGCGGCCACUUCUUCGACUGGUCCCUCGAUUUCCUCCACGUCAACCUCCCAGCCCACACCAUCGACAUCCUCGACGACGGCGAAGCUCAAUGGUCCGCAAGCACACUUUCCCAAAUCGGAGAAGCCACCGCCAGGAUUCUUUCACGUGGGGAGGAUAUUACCAAGAACCGCAUGAUUUAUAUUCAAAGUUUUUUGAUUUCGCAGAAUCAAAUGGUGGAGUCGUUUGAAAGGGCUACAGGGACGAAGUGGACGAGAAAGGUGUUUGAGUCGGAGAAGUAUAGGGUUGAGGAGAAGAGGAAAGCUGAUGAGGGGGAUAAGGAGGCGAAUGAGAAUUUGGUGUGGUUUUUGGGAGCUGUGGAUGCUAAUUGGACGUUGAGAGAGGAUUUUGCCAUGGAGGAUCUGGGGCUUGAGGAGGAAGACUUUGACGCUACUGUCAAGGCUGUGGUGGCCAAAUUCACCGGUUCAUAG